AUGAAUGAGAAAAGGAUCUUAAAACCUGCUGCAGUUCCAUCUGUAUUUAUUUGGAAGAGAGGAUCCCCAGUAAAGAGGAAGUCGCUGAAGAAAAGAAACCCUAUUGAAAGAAAAACUUCUGUGGAAGGAUCGAAAACAAUGGCUGCCAAGGUGACAAAUGUAAAUUUCAGUUCUACAUGUGAUCUUCUGUCAACUGUUAGCAAAAAAGAAUCCAAAACUGCCAACUCAAAGGGAGAAUUUUCUGCCAGGCGGAGAGUUUUCAGUGUGAACAGAUUUUUGAAAUCUGAUAAAGAUGUCAACUUUUAUACUGGAUUUCCAGGCAGGUUUGUUUUCAAGAAACUGUACAAAUUUUUAUAUCCUGAAACAGAAGGCGAAAACAUCAAUUACUGGCAUUCCACCAGGUCUUAUCAGUUAGCUCACUGGAAGAUCCAAGUCAGUUGUAGUUACACUAUACCAAGACCAAGAAUCUUGGGGCCAAAGGAUGAAUUUUUCCUCACAAUCUGCCGACUAAGGCAAGGGUUCAAAGAAGAACAUCUAGGCCACCUUUAUGGUGUAUCCCAGACUAUUGUCAGUUGCAUAAUAAUUUCAUGGAUCAAAUUUAUGUUCUUGAAAUUCAGUACCAUUCCAAUGUGGCCAUCAAGAACCACAGUUGAUGAUCACAUGCCAGCAGAUUUUAAAGAAAAAUAUCCCUCCACAAGGGUUAUUAUUGAUUGCAGAGGUUUGCUGUCAGAUGUCAGAGUCCUUGUGUAA
Messenger RNA from Pocillopora verrucosa, 750 nucleotides. RefSeq lists its product as uncharacterized. The record is from RefSeq and is a predicted model, not a curated record. Lineage: Eukaryota; Metazoa; Cnidaria; Anthozoa; Scleractinia; Pocilloporidae.